Nezara viridula (southern green stink bug) is the source of this 1204-nucleotide messenger RNA. The record is from the annotation of a GenBank genome assembly. NCBI's taxonomy places the organism in Eukaryota, Metazoa, Arthropoda, Insecta, Hemiptera, Pentatomidae.
CUAUUGUCUAUUAAAUCAAAUUGACCAUAUGUUGAACAUUUAAUUCAACAACAUUUAACACAAGCAGGUUACUUUACAAUUAUGGCAGUCUAAAUUAAUGAAGUGAAAAGCUGGGAGCAAAGUCUAGAAGUUUCAAAACUCCGCCAUGACGGUGACAUAGAUUUAAAAACGCUCUGCAGAGCAUGCAGAGUGCAAGCAGUCUUUUAAAAAGCAAGUUUCCCAGUGUAGCAUUAAACAAAAGAUGGAUAAUCUACUGUCCGUUCGACUUCAAGAGUUUCGUGGGAUACAACGAGAUCGAAGCGUACCUGACCGCUUUGGGAGCUCGGGUGAUCGGCUGCACCAAGGAGCAGCGGAAGAUCCAGAGCCUGAGGAUCGGGGAUGGACCGGUCUGUGUCCUCGAGGCCGGCGUCCACGCCCGGGAGUGGGCCUCCCCUAUGGCCGCUCUCUACGUCGUCGACAAGUUGGUCAAUAAACCCAUCCCAGGGCUCACCUGGAUUAUAGUGCCACUCCUCAACCCUGACGGCUAUGAGUACUCCAGGAAGAGCAUGUCUACGAGGUUUUGGAAAAAAAAUAUGAACAACACAAAAAGCCGAUGGUGCCAGGGAGUAGACAUCAAUAGGAAUUUCAGAAUCGGCUGGGGAGAUCUGGCGGGGUGUUCGAAGAAUCCUUGUAUGGAUACCUUUUGUGGUCUUGGUCCUUGGUCAGAGGUAGAAUCCAUUUCUAUGAAGUCUCUUCUCGUUGAAGAAAGGGAUGUUAGGGUAUACAUUAGCGUGCACUCUUGCUUGCAAGCCAUAAUGUAUCCACCAGCUCAUAGCACUGAAAAGGCAAUCGACUUAGAAGAAUUGGAAACAGUGGCUAAAGAGAUGAGUAAUUCUAUUAAGUCAAGAUGUGGGAGAGAAUACCAAGUCGGACAAAGUAGUGUAAUAGACAAAAUAGCAUCGGGUACCAGUAUUGAUUGGGCUCGGCAAGAACUUGGAAUCAAGUACUGCUUCAAUCUCGCAUUGCCAGGACCAGACGUGGGAUACCUACUACCAGAAGAUGAGAUUGAAAAAGUUGGUAAGGAAUUGCAUGAAGCUGUAAAUGCGGUGUCUCUAAUAGCCAUAAAUUUUAGUAACAGCGACAAGCCGGAAUAUGUAGACAUAACAAAAGAUACCUAAAUAAAAUAAAAUUUAAAAAAAUGAUAGUUCCAAAUUUUAUGAAUGAG